CUUUGGAACUGAAACGGAGGAUCUUUGAUUGCACAGAGACUUCAACAAUGAAACAAGAGACGCUGACAUUGGUGCUAGUGAAUCUGGCUUCGAUUAUGGAGCGAGCCGAUGAGUCGGUUUUGCCCGGAGUGUAUAAAGAAUUGGGUCCUGCUCUACAUACAGACCCGACUGGGCUGGGUUCGCUUACUCUGUUUAGAUCCAUAGUUCAGUCUUCUUGCUACCCAUUAGCAGCAUACCUUGCUUCGCGUCACAAUCGUGUCCAUGUUAUUGCCCUUGGUGCCUUUCUUUGGGCUGCUGCCACCUUCCUCGUCGCUAUAUCCUCCACCUUCUUUCAGGUGGCAGUUUCAAGAGCUAAUGGAAUUGGACUUGCCAUGGUCAUACCUGCCAUUAAGUCCCUUGUAGCUGAUUCCACUGAUGAAACCAAUCGUGGUAUGGCAUUUGGAUGGCUGCAGCUAACGGGAAAUCUUGGCUCCAUCAUCGGAGGGCUUUGUUCUGUGCUAUUAGCCUCAACAUCAUUCAUGGGGAUACCUGGUUGGAGAGUUGCUUUCCUUUUGGUUGGGAUAGUAAGUGUAGUAGUAGGUAUUUUGGUCGCACUCUUUGCUAUUGACCCACGCUUUUCUGCCUCUGAUAAUAGAUCCAGGGACCAAAAUUGUGAGUCCUUUAUUUCAGAAUUGAAGGACCUGAUCAGAGAAGCAAAGUUAGUUAUGAAAACACCAACUUUCCAAAUACUUGUGGCUCAAGGUGUCUCUGGAUCAUUCCCUUGGUCUGCUUUAUCAUUUUCCGCUAUGUGGUUAGAACUUAUUGGCUUCUCUCAUGAAAAAACAGCAUUCCUUAUGACUCUUUUUGUGAUUGCCUGUUCCUUCGGUGGUCUAUUUGGAGGGUGGAUGGGGGAUAUCCUUGCUAAAUACUUCCCCAAUUCUGGGAGGAUAGUCCUGUCACAGGUAAGCACUGGUUCGGCAGUUCCUUUAGCAGCAGUUUUGCUGUUGGUUUUGCCUGAUGAUCCUUCAACAGCAUUCAUGCUUGGUCUGGUCUUGUUCAUCAUGGGCCUGUGCAUAUCCUGGAAUGGUUCAGCAACAAACAAUCCAAUACUUGCAGAGAUAGUUCCUGAGAAAUCUCGAACAAGCAUCUAUGCCUUGGAUCGAUCAUUUGAAUCAAUACUCUCUUCAUUUGCACCCCCUGUAGUUGGGAUUUUGGCUCAGCAUGUUUAUGGUUAUAAAAUUACCAAAACAUCAUCAGACACAGACAAAGUUGAAACAGAUAGAGAAAAUGCAGCAUCCCUUGCCAAGGCACUAUACACAGCAAUUGGCAUUCCAAUGGCAUUGUGUUGCUCCAUCUAUUCCUUCCUUUAUUAUACGUACCCAAGAGACCGGGAGCGUGCAAGGAUGAGUGCUUUGAUAGAAUCAGAAUUGCAACAACUAGAGACAGAUAGGUCUCCUUCAACAGAAGAAUACUCGCAACUACAAGUUUCAGGAUCAACAGGGAUGAAUGGAAAGGAAAGAAGCAAAAUUGACUUGGAGAAUGGGAAGGAUGAGAGCAUUGAUUUGGAUGAUAAUGAUGAGAAGCCUCUGCUUGCUCAUCAGCUAACAUUCUCAAACAUAAGAGACUGAAGAACCUGUCAUUGCAGAAGCUGGUUACUGUCCAUUUUAGUCUUCUAUACACUCUCAAAUGAUAAGUUGAAGAAACUUCAUCUCUUCUGAACUUCUGAAAUUUUUACAUGCCUUUUAAAGGUUACAAUUAAGGGAUUUUUAUUUACUCUGAGGUCUAUAUUUCUUCAGACAUGAGUAAAUUCACUUGUUCCA
Molecule: messenger RNA, 1799 nt
Organism: Hevea brasiliensis (rubber tree)
Lineage: Eukaryota; Viridiplantae; Streptophyta; Magnoliopsida; Malpighiales; Euphorbiaceae
Biological process (GO): transmembrane transport
Cellular component (GO): membrane
Molecular function (GO): transmembrane transporter activity
Source: RefSeq, a predicted model, not a curated record